AACCUUAAAAGUCCUCAUCACCUUACACGAAGCCAAGUUAAGGUCCUGAUAUUUUCAUCUACCUCUCCUGUUCUCUCCAAUAAAGACAGAACCAAACAAAUCCCCUGUCUCCUCCUCUUCCUCAAGCUGCCCUGUUUCUUUCCCUCAGUUCAGACUAAAGUGUAGGGUAAUGUCAUAUACCUAAAACUCCUAGCCAUUAUAUAUUCUCUCUGUUUUCCCCCAGGACACAGUUCAAGGCCAUCAAGAACCAUGAAGUCCAAAACCCAAUUCUCCAUCAACCUCAAGCUCAUCCUCCUCUGCUUUGUCUUUCUCAUCAUCCUCCUCUUCCUAAUAAGAUCAAGCUUUCCAUCUUCCCAGCCACCCAUCCCAGAAACCCACCUCUCAAAUUCAACAACAACAUCAGAAUGCUCAUCAUCCCUCCUCUUGAAACCAAGUUGCACAAAAACCCCACCUUCCCUAGCCAACGCGCUCAUCCACUACGCAACAACCAACAUCACCCCACAACAAACCCUGAAAGAAAUCUCGGUGUCAGCAAGAGUUCUAGCAAAGAAAUCGCCAUGCAACUUCCUAGUCUUCGGCCUCGGCCAUGACAGCCUCAUGUGGACCUCACUCAACCACGGCGGCCGCACAGUUUUCCUCGAAGAAGACAAGGCCUGGAUCGAGCAAAUCCUGCAACGUUUACCCUCAUUGGAGUCAUACCAUGUUUCAUACGACACCAAAGUUCACCAGGCUGAGGAGCUGAUGAAGAUUGGAAUGGCAGAAGAUUGCAGAGUUGUGGGUGACCCGAGAUUCUCCAAGUGCCACCUUGCCCUCAAGGGCUUUCCAAAUGAAGUGUAUGACAUAGAGUGGGACUUGAUUAUGGUGGACGCGCCAACUGGGUAUCACGAUGAUGCGCCGGGGAGGAUGAGCGCCAUAUACACGGCCGGGUUGAUGGCGAGGAACAGAGAGGAGGGUGAGACGGAUUUGUUUGUUCAUGAUGUUGAUAGGGUUGUGGAGGACAAGUUCUCCAAGGCUUUUCUUUGUGAAGGGUACUUGAGCGAACAAGAGGGGAGAAUCAGGCAUUUCAACAUUCCAAGCCAUAGGACUCGCCAAGAGAGACCCUUUUGCCCGUAGAGGUUUCAUUCUCUCUUCGUCCUUCUUACUGUGUACCCUUUUAAUGUUCUUGUAUAAUUCAUGGUUUCUCAUAGAGAUACGUUACUCGAGGGAAUUGGAGCUCUCGGAUUCUCCUUAUAUAUAUAUGUAUUUUCACCCUCUUUGAUCC
Messenger RNA from Alnus glutinosa, 1261 nucleotides. RefSeq names its product glucuronoxylan 4-O-methyltransferase 1-like. The record is from RefSeq and is a predicted model, not a curated record. Gene Ontology annotation, molecular function: glucuronoxylan 4-O-methyltransferase activity. The transcript has a single exon. Gene Ontology annotation, biological process: xylan biosynthetic process. Lineage: Eukaryota; Viridiplantae; Streptophyta; Magnoliopsida; Fagales; Betulaceae. The coding region runs from base 250 to 1113 and encodes 287 amino acids.